AUGACACUUCGUGGUGAUGUUCUUCGCAAGAUCAUAGACACCAACAAAACUGAAAAUGAAAUAAAGGUUGACGAUGGAGCAGGAACCAGUUCUAAUCUGGAAUCACAAGAGAUAAUUAUGGAUGAAAGUGAUGUUGAUUUCGGAUCAGAUGAUACAAUAAUCGAUGAUGAUUGUUUGCCGAAUACGACAAACCGUGAAUACAUUUCAGAUGAAGUUAAUAUUAAUGAAAAUAAUACUGAUGAAGUGCUUCGAAAUCUUGCUCUACAAGAAGAUGAAUUAAAUAAAAGCGGCAAUGAGCAAAUAGAUGAUGAUGAAUUUAUGAAUGACUGGACUGAAUAUAUGGGCAGACAUAAAACGUUUCUAUUCAUUGGGAAACAUGGUUCACAAAAAAUGAUAUCACCUAAUUCUACUCCGUUAGAAAUCUUUCGACUUAUUGUAGAUGAAGAAGUGAUAAAUUACAUUGUCACCAAAACCAAUAGAUUUCCCAAGCAAACUAUAAAUGCAAAACUAAUAACUUACCAUGCAAGGAUCACUAAAUGGAUUCCAACAGAUGCAGGAGAAAUGGAAAAAUUUUUUGGUUUAAUGAUGUGGAUGGGGCUGGUAAGGCUUCCUACUCUUCCAGACUAUUGGUCAAAUCAAGGGAUUUACCAACAGCAAGUUCCACGCGAUCGCCUUAGAAAAAUUCAGUCGUUAAUUGAUAUAUUGGAAAGAAAAUUUAAGGAAUUAUUUUAUCCGGGUGAAGAUAUUGUCAUUGAUGAAACCUUAGUGCCAUGGAGACGAAGGCUUAUCUUCAAGCAGUAUAAACCAAACAAAGCUCACCGUUAUGGUAUAAAGUUAUGCAAAUUAUCCUUAGUUGAUAGUUACACAUGGACCUUAAAAAUUUUUCCUGAGCAAUCCUCAUCUUCCAAACGUCACAUAGGAUUAGCCAAACAGCUUUGCCUCAAACUCACUGGAAGUCUUCUCAAUAAAGCAAAAAGCUUAUUGGAGCAAAAAACUCAUGUUACUGGCACUCUAAGGGCUAAUAAAAAAGAUAUUUCCAAGGAAAUUCUUCUUGCUAAACUGAAACGAGAAGAAAUCAUUUCUCGUGAGGAUUCAAACGAAAUUGUUGUUCUAAACUGGGAAGAUAUCCAUGAUGUUUGGUUCCUCUCGACAAAGCACACACCACAUCUUGUUCCAAUAAACAACUUGGAAAUGGAAGCACGACCAUCUACAACAAAACCAAUAGCAAUACUGGCUUAUAAUAAAGCGAAAGCUGGCACUGAUCUGUCCGAUCAAAUGGCUUCAUAUUGCACAACCCUCCGCAAGGGUGUGAAAUGGUACAGAAAACUUGCUAUCGAACUAAUAUUAGGUUCAGCAGUAGUAAAUGCAUGGAUAAUUUACAAGCAUUUAACGAAGAAAAUAAAAAAACAUAAUAGUCAUGGGGACUGUCGACAAAAGUGA
Molecule: messenger RNA, 1440 nt
Organism: Osmia lignaria (orchard mason bee)
Lineage: Eukaryota; Metazoa; Arthropoda; Insecta; Hymenoptera; Megachilidae
Source: RefSeq, a predicted model, not a curated record